CAAAGUGAGCUGGUUUGGCUUGGUUUGGCUUGGUUUGUUUUAUCAAAGAAGCUGACGAAAUUUAACUUGUUUUCGUGUAUAUUUUAAAUAUAUUUAGCUGUGAUUGUGGUAUUUAAGUGUGAAACAAAGUUGUGCUGUGAUUACUGUUUGCAAAAAGUGUAUGUGCCGGUGUAAAAGUGUUUGAUUGCCGUGGAUAGUGUUGUGAACCAGAUUGCCGGAAUUUAUCGUGAAGCCGUGUAAAAAUGGCAUCAAAAAAAAUGCGAAUGGAUGGCAGUCUUUCGAAAAAACGCCAACAGUAUUUGGAGCAGUUGGAACGCGAAUGGCAAGCGGAGCAGCACCAACCGAAUCUUCCGGGCUCAAGCGGUGUAACGGCAGGACAGGAGCCGAAUCUCAACAUGAAUGUUGAUGAAUCUAACGCCGGAGCGGAGCUAUGUGCGUCUGACGGCGAUGGUGGCUAUGGUGACAUGGAACGGGAAGCCGAAUUCGAUUUACAGGAGGAAAACGAUUGGCAGGAAGAUGAGGAAGAUGUGUACAUGGAAAGAGACACAAACUACCAGUUUUUUGACAACAUAUCGCUGCAGGAAGGACUUCGUUAUGUUGCCGUAACGAAAAAUCUGUCCCGAUCUACGGUCAACAUGAUUCUGGGUCUGUUGCGAAGAAAGCUGAAGCUCUGCCUUCCUGCUGACGCUCGAACCCUCUUAAAAACGUCCACCAAGGUCGGGAUGGAAAUCCAACCAAUCUUGGGUGGGCAGUUUUGGUAUCAGGGAAUAGAGACCGUGAUAAGAGAACAUUUUGGGGAGAUUAUCCCGCAUGUUGAUCUUUUUUCUUUGCAGGUUUUCAUCGAUGGAUUACCCCUUUACAAGAGUUCGGCAAGGCAGUUAUGGCCGAUUCUAUUUAAGGUAGAGGAACUACCAGAUGCACCGGUGAUGCUUGCCGGUGUAUUUUGUGGAUUCACGAAACCGGAUCACGUGGAAGGAUUUUUGCGGCCUCUCGUUGAUGAAGUAAACAAGCUUCAAUCAAGCGGCUUGCGGUUCGGCGACAAGACGGUGGGCGUUAAACUUCACAUAUUUAUCGCUGAUUUACCCGCCCGCUGCUUUGCCAAAGCUACCAUAAGCUACGUUGGCAAACACAGCUGUCAUAAAUGUACAUGCGUGGGAGUACACGAAGGGAAAAAAGUCAUUUUUGAUGAUGUGGAUGCUGAAUUGCGGACUGAGGAAAGCUUUAAAGGCAGGACGGAUAAGGAACAUCACAAAGUUGGAAGUCACCUUUGGAAGAUGUGUUGCAAUUCAUUAAAAACACCGGGCAAAACAAAAUAUAUAACGCCUCAUGAAUCCGUUGUUUAUAGAAGAUCCUGAAUCUGCGUUUGCAGCCACUGCGCUUGAGGUCGGAGAUGAUGGGACGACGAUAUUAUCUAUAAGAUAAUCCAGUUGGCAUUUUACUGUUCCAAUUGCAUUUGUCAGCUUCCAAAUUUGUUUGUCGUGCUCCUGCAUUCCUAAUUGUAUUUCAUUCAUCAUUCCUAACACCUUGUCAAUUUUUCCAUUGAGUGAAGCCAGUGUUUUCUCUGGAUUUUCGCUAGCCUGGUUUUCCAUCGCUGAUAUGGCUAUGGUUUAAAAAUUAGUUGUUUUAAAAUUCUUUCGACCACAAAGUCAUUCUAUCAUUUUAUUUACCUUUUUUCACUUUUUUCUAGCUCUAUUCUCCAAGGCGUGCGGAAAUAAUUUUUUGCUCCAAUCAGUCCAAAAAACGAAGACCAAAUAAAAUUUUCCACCGUUUUGAAACCCAUA
Molecule: messenger RNA, 1781 nt
Organism: Anopheles merus
Lineage: Eukaryota; Metazoa; Arthropoda; Insecta; Diptera; Culicidae
Exons: 7
Coding region: 243-1355 (370 amino acids)
Source: RefSeq, a predicted model, not a curated record